CAAAACGCGCAAAAGAAGCAGACGUACAAGCAAGCAGCCCCUAAGAAGGCGGCACCAGCACCCAAGGCCGUUCCCAAGAAAGCAGCUCCAGUGAAAGCGGCAGCUGCUCCCAAGAAGGCCGCUGCCGGAAAGAAGCCACGUAGGCGAACGAGCUCCAUGUCCACCAGAACAGCUCUUUAUCAAGGAAAAACUAGCACUCGUCCACGCUGGGUGGUCGCCAUCUAUCUCCGAGCUGCCUUUUUGAGAGUGGCAGACGGAGGAGCUUGCCCGUCGGAACCCUCAGAAGAGCUCAG
Molecule: messenger RNA, 293 nt
Organism: Acaulospora colombiana
Lineage: Eukaryota; Fungi; Glomeromycota; Glomeromycetes; Diversisporales; Acaulosporaceae
Source: the annotation of a GenBank genome assembly